AUGACAUCACCAUGGUCUGAAAGCCAAUUUAGUAAUGUGGAUAUGAAUCAGUCUUCAUUGGUUACUGACAUGGCUUGUUUCUGCUGGUGCAAAAAGGUAUGAGAUCAAGUGUGCAUCUUAAAUGGCACCCUAAACCCUACACAGUGCACUAGCUUCGACCUAUGGAGUCCUAUGGGUCCUGGUCAAAUGUAGUGCACUAUAUAGGGCGGCAGGUAGCUUAGUGGUUAAGAGCGUUGUGCCAGUAACAGAAAGGUUGCUGGUUCUAAUCCCCGUGCCGACUAGGUGAAAAAUCUGUCGAUGUGCCCUUGAGCAAGGCACUUAACCCUAAUUGCUCAUGUAAGUCGCUCUGGAUAAGAGCGUCUGUAAAAAUGGGAAUAGGAUCCCAUGACUAGACCUCACCUCCAUAAAUUGUAUCUCCUUUUUUUUGUCCGUAUACUGCAAUUAAUCUUUAGGCUGCAAAUGUGUACAAGACAGCCUAACUAAUAAUACAACCUUUAUAUAUAUUUGGGACUUAAACCAGGUUAUUUAGCCUAACAACACCUAGUGUGCACAUUCUUUUAAAAGACAUUCUGGAAAAUUGUUUGACUUGUGCCAAUGUCACUUAACAUGUAGGCCAUCUGGCAGCCUAUUACAUCUUGUUAUAAAGGCAGCUCUGCCUUGAGGACAGAAACAAAUGUAAAUGGUUAAAUUUAGGCAAUAAAUGUGAUUGGUUCAGUUAAAGGCUAGUAGGGUAGGGGUUGGGUUAGCCCAGUCCCAGAUUUGUUUGUGCUGUCUGUCUUCUCCUAUGUCAUUGUCAUGCCAUGCUAUGUCAUUGUCAUGCCAUGACAUAGGAGUUGCAAGACAGCACAAACAGAUCUGGGACUCGAGCUAGAGUUUUGUUAAGUUUAGGUACAAAUAAUUGUUUAGUGGUUGGAGCGAGGUUAGAAAACACAAUUCAAUCCAGCAACCUUGCGUGUGGCAACCCAUGUGAUAUGCCUUAAAUCCAACACCAAUUUACCACCUAGCAAGUGUAUUUAACUCGCACUGGGUGCUGUAAGCUCUGCCCACUGACCAUUGAGCUUUAAUUGAACCAACCACAUUCAUUCUGCCCUUGAGGCAGAGCUGCCCUCAGGGCAAUAUUGAAUAAAGAAAACUGUCCCUAACCAAUCUGGGUUGUUGUUUGAGGUUUAGGCUAAAUCUCUAGUACUUGUUAACAUUAUUUUGACCAACCCUUUGUCCAUCUUUUGGUGAAUAAGAGAAAAAGCAUUUAGCAUUUCAAUAAACCGAUGACCAACCCACAAACAACAUGGAAGCUAUCAAAAAACAAGGAAGAUGAAGGCACUCUUGUCUUCAAAUUAAAAUGCCUUUAUUGUGGUGGCAUGUUCAAUUAAACAAUAUGUUAAAAAUGUGGGGGGAAAAAGAAAACAAUGGAGCAUAUCUACAAUACUUUAUGUAUACUGCAUAACUUUGCUCUUCAAUAAAACAUACUUGAUAUUUGAACUCUAUAUUUAAAAAAAAUCUAGAUUGGGAUGCCAGAUGGUGGUGUCAUACAUGACUGAUUAAUUGUGUAUCCCCAAGGAGAAGUGUACUCCUGAGUGGCGCAGUGGUCUAAGGCACUGCAUCGCAGUGCUAACUGUGCCACUAGAGAUCCUGGUUCGAAUCCAGGCUCGGCCGCGACCGGGAGACUCAUGGGCGGCACACAAUUGGCCCAGUGUUGUCCAGGGUAGGGGAGGUUAAUGGCCGGCAGGGAUGUAGCUCAGUUGAUAGAGCAUGGCGUUUGCAACACAAGGGUUGUGGGUUCGAUUCCCACGGGGGGCCAGUAUAUAAAAAAAAAAUGUAUUCACUAACUGUAAGUCUCUCUGGAUAAGAGCGUCUGCUAAUUGACGUAAAUCACAAUGGUAUUAAAGCCAAUUUGAACAAUGGUUUAAUGUGGGUAUGAAUCAGUCUUCAUUGGUUAUUGACAUGGCUUAUUUCUGCUGGUAUGAAAUCAGGUCAUUUAAUCGAUUAACUACUUAAAUUCUGGUAUAGUAUUUUUCUCUUAGACCUAGUGGUGAGAAUAAAAAUAAAAGUACAUUCUGAUUGACGAAUACAUAAAAAGUGUACAUGAAAUGUACAUGAAGUUUGGCUUUUGCAAAUGUCACUCAACAUAACCUGUAUAUACUGAGUUAUUUGAGGUUUAGGAUAUAUAGCUAAGUUCCUCUAAUUUAGGCCUACCUCUCCCUUUCCAUUGGCUGGGGAUCGGGGGAAAAAAGUAUUUAGCACUGUCACAUUUUCUUGUCAACAGAAAAAACGGCAGAAAGCCAAUUCAAUUGAUGUGGAGCAGAAGACAAGAAAGAAGAAGGAGAGUAGCAAUUCAUCCCCCUCUCCAAUUCCACCUGACCGUUCUGAACGGAAUGUCUCCUCCACCUCUGUCCCCUCACCCUCUGACCAACUCUCCUCCCUCCAUCCACCUCCCUCUCCUGUUAAAUGUUCCUCUCAGCCUUGCUCUCCUGCUAAACACCCCUCUCUCCCCCGGUCACCUGCCAAACACCCUUCCCCAGUGAAAUCCACUCCAAUGGUGUCCCUCCCUAGUUCUCUCUCUCCUACCAACCUUCUGGACCGUCAUGGACACACCAGCCAAGAGGGCGCAACUGUCAGGUAAUUCAAACAAAAAUAAAAUAAGUACAGUGCCAUCCUAGAGUCUCCUUGGAGAGGUGGGUUUAGGGCCAGUGUUUAUCAAGAGAAUGAGUGAUAAUCUAGGAUCAGGUCCUCUCUGUCCAUAAUAAACUGAUUUAUUAUGAUCUAAAAGGCUAAACUGAUCCAAGAUCAGAUUCCUACUCUGAGACGCUUGAUAAACAGUCCCAGAAAGUUAUUUUUCUCAAACUGUAGUUUUAGGCUCUUCUCGCCCCAUCUAGUGGAUAAAGAGAGUACUAACCUAUUGCCCUGGUUUACUUGAUACACUGCAUUUAUAUGGACAGCAAUACAUUCAUAACUACUCAGACUGUGUUUAUAGUACAUUAUAGUAUUUAAGAGAGAGACUGUGUAGAGUGAUACUAUCUCUGCUUUGGAGGCUUUAGACCUGUUUCUCUCCUUCCUCCAGACUGUCUCUUCAGGACUACUUUAGCCCAAUGCCGCAGAGGCCUAUCUCAGCCGCCAGAAGCCGGACUCGUCCCAGGGCCAGCUCAGCCACCAGAGGGUCAGAGGAGACCCAGGGGGCCAGAGGACAACGGGGGGCAGGGGUCAACAUGGAACAUCUUGGGUGAACCACAACACACCGCAGAUGCAACCACAACACACCGCAGAUGCAAUGAAAAUAAACUCUUUAUUGUUUAGAGAUCAAUGACUGAUAUAGUAUGGGGACAGGGCUUACUAUCAAGCAUGCCAGUUUUAUUAGAUCAUUAUAAACCCAUGCAUUAUGGUCAUCUUGGUCUAAAGGACAUCCACUCCUUUGUGUACUCACAGAAUUACAUAGAAUUUAUCCCUGACCAAGGUGGCUGCCAUUGUAAUCACAUUCUAGAGUUAUGAAGGUUUAUGACAUAGGCCACUCUAUGUUUCUGGAUAUUGUAUCUCUAUGUGUAAACUGAUGGCUGCUUCUUCUUCACAGGUUGCCUAACAUUGGCAACACUUGCUUCCUUAACGCCACCCUGCAGUGCCUUCUGGUCCUGCCUUACUUCUCAAAGGAAAUCCUACGCCAGGAACAACUCUGGAGCUCCUCCCCCUUCUCCAACCUGCUCAGGUAAGGGAAGGCUCAAGAGCAGACACACACCCACCCACCCACUAUUUGUGGUCAUAAAUUAAAGAAGGGACACACUCUUUUCCCGCCACUUCGAUAGAAAGUGAUUUUCGUAGAAGGUUAGGAGAGCAUUUUCGCUAACCCUAACCCUUUUCCUAACCUUAAUCUCAGUCUCCUAAUCGGCUACCUUAAUUCUCCUAACCUGCUGCGUAAGUUCCUGUAAGCUGCUAGGAAAAAGUCACUUCGGUAUCGAAGUGGCAUGAAAAGAGUGUUUCCCAUUACGAAAGAAAGCCAUCUAUAUUAGAAUAACGUGAGCCACAAAACUGCAGCAGGAUCUCCUCCUUCAAUGAUGCGCUGACUUUCUUUAGUCAGUUGAGAGCAGUAUCCAAACCAAAUAUCUUAGGAGAAUAAACAACACAUUUUUGUAGUUUUGCUUCAUUGUCCGUCCUCAAAGGUGAAAUUGCAUUGUAUCGAAUUAAUCAUUUCCAAUGAUGGGGUGCCGCUAGUUUAAGAAUAUUUGGAUAUACUCAUCUGCCUCUUCAGCCGUAGGCCAGUAGGUUGACGCCAUCCAGUCAGCUGCUAAUUUACUCUCUGUCUCCCCUACAGGGCUCUGUCUGAUGUGCACCGUUCGGGUCUACCUGACAGUGGCGCAAACCAGGCCUCAAAAGCAGUCCUCAUGUGGAAGGUCAAGUACUCCUUGUCAGGACAAGAUUUGAAGUAUCUGGGGGACUCGCAACAGGUAACUGAGGCGCUACUCUCUUCUGUACGAGCGCUCUUUUAGCAAGGGUUCAUUUUCUCUUCAUUAUUAGAUUUUCUCUUCUUCCUCAUAGGACGCACACGAGUUACUUGUGAAUAUGCUGUGCCAGCUGAAGGAGGAGGGCACGACACUGAAGAUGCUCGGGGUGAGCUAUACCUGCCCUGUUUCCCAGCUGGAGUUCCAGCUUGUGUCGGUGCGCACAUGUACCAGGUAAGAGCUCCCAUUGGUUCUAAUGUAUCUACUGGGAACAUGAUCUUUCUACAAAUAAUAUUACAAAACACAUGGCAUAACAGAAACAUUGUAGAGACCUGAUGCAUUUUGCUUCUCUUUGUCCUGCUUCUGAAGCUGUGGGCGCGAGUCGUCCACCAGAGAGGACUACAACAACCUCUCAUUGGACUUCAGCCCUGAGCGCACCUUGCUGAGCAGCCUAGCACUCACUUUCAAGGUCAGCACUUAGGGCUCAGCACUUUGAGGGUAGAGACUAACACCCAGGGCAAGCUGCCCACUGCCUCAGAAUAAUGUAUCUUGUUAUUGUAGUGGUAUCAUUCGUUUUGUAAUGCUUUUGUUUCUAACCCAGGGCAAAAAGGUUGAAUUCACAUGUGAGGGCUGCAAAGGCCUCCAGGCCUCAAAGGUGGAGCAGUUCCACACACUGCCUCUGUGAGUUGCCCCUUUAUAACCUCUCAUACGACUGGCAGUGUUUAAUGAAAUGAGUGGUCCUUGUGUCCUGAGCCUUUAGGAGUAGUUACCUUCCUGAGCAGGUUGUAGGACUUAGGGAUGAGCACCACCAAACAAAUUUCACUCUUCUGUUAUUUUGUUGGCUGGUUUCAUUGUCUGUCUGUUAAUCUCUCUCCCUCUAUGUCUCUGGGCAGUGUGCUGGUUCUGCAUCUGAAGAGGUUUGGAGGACCUGGGGGGUUGGAGAAGCUGGAGGCUCCUCUUUUGUUUCCUCCAGAGCUGAGGCUCUCUGAUCUCUGUGGGGACAUGGUUCCAACCCUGCACAUUGCCAGCCCACAGGCCCUCACCAACCAGGCCCCCAGCAUCCAGGUGUCCAUCCCCCAGACCAAAACCAGCCAGGUCUCCAGCCCCCAGACCCUCACCAGCCAAGUCUCCAGCCCACCUGGACAGGCCAAAGACAGCGCCCUCUGCUGUUCAGGUAGGUCAUGGCACUAUUCUUGCUCCAACACCACACAAACCACCCACUCCCAAAACGGUCCUGCAGACAGAGAAGCUAGAAGCUGCAAAUUAAAAUGUUUCUCAGACAUAUUUAGUGAUGUAUCUGAGCUGUUUUAGACCAGAGCAAUUCAGACAAGUGACCACGUUUUUCACAGCUCUUUAUAUGUAUAUUUGACCCCUCAGAUUCAAAUGACCAGGAACCAGGGAAAGUGUUGCAGACAGCCUCAGUGGUGAGGAGAGAGAGAGAGAAACCAGUGAAAAAUAAGUUAUGACAGAACACUGAGAUAGUUAUGAGGAGUACAGAUGUAGUAGACCUCCUGCAGUAGACUAGUAGACUGUAGACAGUGUGGUGGACUGUAGAGGAAAUGACAAUCCUAUGAUCACAUGUGUUUUCUUACAGAAGCAGCAGCCAGUGAAGUCAGUGAAUGGCUACUACCAGCUGACUGGCGUAAUCUCUCAUUUGGGAGGCCUCGCAAACUCCGGUAAGUAAAUACCUUAAAACACACACAUGCAGAUACACAGUACAUAAGACUUAGGCUGAAUCCCAAAUCACUCCCUUCUCCUCAGCUCUCCAUUUGCGCGUUCACGUGCGCCUCUGCCAUAUACACAAGUAUCCCAAAGCUGAGGGAGUGAAAAUGAUCGAGGGUGUAGGGCAGGGAUCAUCAACUAGAUUCAGCCGCGGACCAAUUAUUUUCUUCUUCCCCAGAUGGGCAGGGGUCCGGAACGUAAUUACAAAUAAUUUGUAGACUGCAAAUUGGCCGCAAGAAGCCCAAACAGAUAUAAUAUUUGACUCAUUUCAAACCUUGCUUACAUUUGUAUACAGUCACAUACAUCUCUUUAUUGUGCGUGGGAAUACUUUGUAACAGAUUUCCAAAAUGAAAAUCACUUGGAGCUGAUUUGCUGGUGUUUUUACAGUCUUUUAAUAAUUAAACAUUUUUUGCUCAGAAAACAUGGGGGGGACCAAAUAAAAUCACCCGUGGGCCAAAUUCGUUCCGCGGGUCGCCAGUUGGGGGACCCUGGUGUAGGGGAUAAUUAGACCCUCCAAUAGCCACUUCGGCCAAGCGAAGUGCCAUCCCGACAUGCACCAUGAUAUGUUUAGAGUUUGCGCAAUUCAAAAGAAUGGAGAGGCAUGCCUAAUUAUAUGCCACGUGUAUUUGUUUAUCUCUGAUUUCGAAACUUGACACAUGUAACAGAUAAAAUACCUCCCAAAUUAAAUGUUAACUUGUACAACACACUUCAUUACCCACAAGAGCCUGACCCUUGACCUCUAGUCUGUCUUCCUUGUUCCACAGGGCACUACGUUAGUGACAUCCUGAAUGCCAGUGGAAACUGGUUAUGUUGUAACGAUAGCCAGGUGUCAAUGUCCAAUGAAGCCACUGUGCUGAAGACCAGAGCCCGGAGUGCUUACCUGCUCUUCUAUAUGUUCAGGUACUGCUUACUCUCGCCAUCUAUAUUCUUGUGUUGCUAUAUACAGUAUCUCACAAAAGUGAGUACACCCCUCACAUUUUUGUAAAUAUUUGAGUAUGUCUUUUCAUGUGACAACACUGAAGAAAUGACACUUUGCUACAAUGUAAAGUAGUGAGUGUACAGCUUGUAUAACAGUGUAAAUGUGCUGUCCCCUCAAAAUAACUCAACACACAGCCAUUAAUGUCUAAACCGCUGGCAACAAAAGUGAGUACACCCCUAAGUGAAAAUGUCCAAAUUGUGCCCAAAGUGUCAAUAUUUUGUGUGGCCACCAUCAUUUUCCAGCACUGCCUUAACCCUCUUGGGCAUGGAGUUCACCAGAGCUUCACAGGUUGCCACUGGAGUCCUCUUCCACUCCUCCAUGACGACGUCACAGAGCUGGUGGAUGUUAGAGACCUUGCACUCCUCCACCUUCCGUUUGAGGAUGCCCCACAGAUGCUCAAUAGGGUUUAGGUCUGGAGACAUGCUUGGCCAGUCCAUCACCUUUACCCUCAGCUUCUUUAGCAAGGCAGUGGUUGUAUUGGAGGUGUGUUUGGGGUCGUUAUCAUGUUGGAAUACUGCCCUGCGGCCCAGUCUCCGAAGGGAGGGGAUCAUGCUCUGCUUCAGUAUGUCACAGUACAUGAUGGCAUUCAUGGUUCCCUCAAUGAACUGUAGCUCCCCAGUGCCGGCAGCACUCAUGCCAUGCCCCAGACCAUGACACUCCCACCACCAUGCUUGACUGUAGGCAAGACACACUUGUCUUUGUACUCCUCACCUGGUUGCCGCCACACACGCUUGACACCAUCUGAACCAAAUACGUUUAUCUUGGUCUCAUCAGACCACAGGACAUGGUUCCAGUAAUCCAUGUCCUUAGUCUGCUUGUCUUCAGCAAACUGUUUGCAGGCUUUUUUGUGCAUCAUCUUUAGAAGAGGCUUCCUUCUGGGACGACAGCCAUGCAGACCAAUUUGAUGCAGUGUGCGUCGUAUGGUCUGAGCACUGACAGGCUGACCCCCCACCCCUUCAACCUCUGCAGCAAUGCUGGCAGCACUCAUACGUCUAUUUCCCAAAGACAACCUCUGGAUAUGACGCUGAGCAGGUGCACUCAACUUCUUUGGUCGACCAUGGUGAGGCCUGUUCUGAGUGGAACCUGUCCUGUUAAACCGCUGUAUGGUCUUGGCCACCGUGCUGCAGCUCAGUUUCAGGGUCUUGGCAAUCUUCUUAUAGCCCAGGCCAUCUUUAUGUAGAGCAACAAUUAUUUUUUUCAGAUCCUCAGAGAGUUCUUUGCCAUGAGGUGCCAUGUUGAACUUCCAGUGACCAGUAUGAGGGAGUGUGAGAGCGAUGACACCAAAUUUAACACACCUGCUCCCCAUUCACACCUGAGACCUUGUAACACUAACGAGUCACUUGACACCGGGGAGGGAAAAUGGCUAAUUGGGCCCAAUUUGGACAUUUUCACCUAGGGGUGUACUCACUUUUGUUGCCAGCGGUUUAGACAUUAAUGGCUGUGUGUUGAGUUAUUUUGAGGGGACAGCAAAUGUACACUGUUAUACAAGCUGUACACUCACUACUUUACAUUGUAGCAAAGUAUAAUUUCUUCAGUGUACUCACUUUUGUGAGAUACUGUAUGUGUACUGUAUGUACAGUAAGUGGUUCCUUUCACCCUUCAGGACAGGAGAGCAGCAGGCCUCAGCACACAGGGCCUAAUAGGGCCACCAGCACCAGCCUCAACAGGGGCAGAACCUGGCCCAGCCUCAACACCCCAAGCCCAGACUCAACACCCUCAGCCCAGCUUCAACACCCCAAGCCCAGACUCAACACCCAUAGCCCAUCCUCAACACCCUCAGCCCAGCCUCAACACCCUCAGCCUAGCCUCAACACCCUCAGCCCAGCUUCAACACCCUCAGCCUAGCCUCAACACCUUCAGCCCAUCUUCAACACCCUCAGCCCAGCCUCAACAGGGGUAGUACCAGGCCCAGCUUCAACACCCCCAGCCCAGUCUCAACAGGGGUAGAACCAGGCCCAGCCUCAACACCCUCAGAUCUGCCUCGACAGGGGCAGCACUGGGCUCAGCCUCAACAGGGGCAGCACUGGCUCAGCCUCACACCCCUAGCCCAGCCUCAACACCCCCAUGUUUGCCCCUCUUCAUGUCUUUCCCUGACGAUAUUCCCACUGCUGUGUCAAAAAAUAAAAUAA
Messenger RNA from Coregonus sp. 'balchen', 9254 nucleotides. The record is from the annotation of a GenBank genome assembly. Lineage: Eukaryota; Metazoa; Chordata; Actinopteri; Salmoniformes; Salmonidae.